Messenger RNA from Stylophora pistillata, 2827 nucleotides. RefSeq names its product type I iodothyronine deiodinase. Gene Ontology annotation, molecular function: thyroxine 5'-deiodinase activity. The record is from RefSeq and is a predicted model, not a curated record. Lineage: Eukaryota; Metazoa; Cnidaria; Anthozoa; Scleractinia; Pocilloporidae. Gene Ontology annotation, biological process: thyroid hormone metabolic process.
UUUAAUAUUUGCGCUUUAUGUCAAAAACCUCGAGCAAUUGUAAAAUAAACAGCCAAGAGCACCAUUUCGGAGUAUCUGUAAAAUUUCGCUUCCUUUCGCGUGAGUCUUGUGCAAUUCAUCGCGUGAUGAAAAUAACAUUUGUUUACAACUUCAAAAUCACGCAAAACUUGGCGGCAAACUAUCUAUUGUGGGACUAUUGGCAAACUAUAUCGCAGCGUGAAAUAUCGAUAGUUCAGUUUUGAUUCCUCUAGCUAUUUCAUUUCAAGACGCUCUUAAGUGCCCUCGCAUUGAAAUGCAGAUGAGAGUAAUUAUUUUUUGCCAGCUUCGUAUCAAAUUUUUGUCCUCUAACAGUGAUUUAUGGAAUAAGAAAUCUUUAGUCAUGGUAAAAAGAAAUUCUAAUUUGUUGCGUGCUCAUCAUAACUUCGAGAACAAAUGGGGGUCAUUGAAAAAUACUUAACAAGAGAGUGCAGGCCUGCAAUUCAACACUGCGUCUAGCGCACGCCGAGUGCUACUGCUGCGAACAGUUGUGUUUAGUUCGUUUGUAAAAGCGUUACCGCUAAAUACCAGAGGUAAGCCGAGCCAAAUAUAGCUAAAGAAGCAAAGACUUCGCUAAAGAUAUACCCUUCCCGCUCCUAAUAAUUAUUUUCCGCAUUGCACGCUCGAGCUGUGACUAAAAAAAAAUGUGAAAAUCACGUAAGAGGUCGCAAUAAAAGACAUUCUUUAAAUUCUCCCGCUGUGAAAAGCAAUUCGUAAAGCUCUCGGUCCAGUUGAAUCUCAGACACGGUGCAGUUAACACUGCAGUUCUUAUGCGUUAAGAUGAUCUUCAGCACGUGUACGUUUUUCUGCUACUACCUCGGGACUUUAAUGCUGUUACUAACGUUUAUAGUGUUGCGGCUAUUAAAACUCGUUCCUUGUGCACAGUGGAUCAUCUCAGAGUUUGUAAACAGGAUUUCGACAAUCCAAAUGCCCAGGGAAGACUACUGGGAUUCACUAUUCACAUGGUCCAUGUUUAGUUCCAAACGCUCGUCAAUGCUACUCGAACUGCAGAAGACAGCUUCUAGGGGAAAAAUCGCUCCAGACUCCCAGCUCAUUUCCGUAGACGGAAAAUCACGUUACCGUCUCUUAGAAUUUUGUAGAGGUAACCGUCCUCUUGUCGUUAACUUUGGCAGUUGGACCUGCCCUGUUUUCAGGAACAGGGUGAACGAGUUCCUCUCCAUUGUGCAAGAAUUCAGUGACGUGGCCGACUUCUUGACGAUAUACAUUGAAGAAGCCCAUCCGACCAAUGGUUGGAAAUUGGAGAAUAACAUCACGAUACCCCAACACCAAACUCAGGAAGAGAGGAGUAGCGCUGCAAAGUUGAUGUUGGACUCAGUGAAAUUUAACUGUCCAGUUGUGGUUGACACCAUGGCGAAUGAUGCAAACAAGGCUUACGCUGGUAUGCCAAUCAGACUCUACAUCAUUCAAAGGAACCAAAUACAAUACGCAGGGGGGAUGGGACCCACAUUUUACAAUCUUACGGAAGUGAGACAACGGCUUCAGAGCAUCAGAAUUCAUCCGAAAACCACUAGGCACAGAGCGUAGAUAAAUUCGCGGGAAAACAAGAUGGACCCACGUUUGACUUUAGACAAAUGACUGCUCUAGCACGCGAGACGCACGUGGAUUAUUUGAAUCUGCGUGUAUGUUAACUUUGACCGCAGACCACUUCAGUCUGAUAAUUAAGUAGUAUCUUGAAGGAUCAUUGUCUGGAGGAAUCAAACCGCCAAGACAAUAUUCUGUAGGAGUUUCAACAAAAGAGAAAAUUGAAGGAAGAGAUGUUGCAUAUAUGAAUCUUCAAGUCUGGUGUGAAUAUGUCGUAAAACAAGAAGAAUUUUGUACAGUACACAUACAUAUUGUAACUAUUAUUUUGAUACUACAGGUCUCAGAUCCUCAUAUAACACUUAGUGACGACCACGCAUAGUGGGUAAUGUACUGUUUCAAUGUCACGUUCUAAGUCGGAACAUUGAUCUGCUCAAAGGGAAGCUAUGAAUAAAUUACUAUACAAGUACAAAUUACAAUAUUUUAUUUGGCCUCGAAGCGUAUGUGGUACAUGCAUUUGAGUGUAAUUGAAGAAGCCUCAUAAAUCGUGUAACCUAUGAGAAAGAGCUGCUUGUGUCCUUUUACAAACGUUUCUGCAAAGAGAGCGCGCGCUAUCGGGAUCGCGUAAGUUCUACAACGCGUUUGAAGGUAAUUAAAAGUCAAGAGGCACUAAGAUCUAAGUGGACUAUUUAAACCACCUUCCAUCACUUCGUACGUAGGGAACUAAUUAAAUGACGUGAUGUAUUUUCAUUAAGAAAUUCCUAUCCGAUGUAUCAUUGUAUACUUAGCAAGCAAAAUGGCAGAAAAAGUCAAGAUCAUAAGUCUUGUUGCAGUUGUAAAAUGGAGAGAGGUGUCUUAAGUGGUGUCUCACUCGAAAGACCGGUCAUGUUCAGCUUAGAGACAGGGUUCAUUGAGCACUUGGGUUGCAACUUUGUUACGACAAACAAGUUACAAACUAGACGAGAUGUACUAGUAUUUCCCGGCAGAAACAUGUUCUUUCGACUGUAAAAGAAGACUCUUUUUUGUUCUAUGAAGAAUCUGCCUCUCGGGAAGGCUACAAAAAUCUUCCUUUUUUGGAAGCCUCAGACGAAUCUUUCAGAAUUCUGCAGUGAAUAAUAUUAAUAAAAAUUUAUUGGUUUAUAGUGCGCCUUUUAACAUACCAGGUGGUCAAAAGCGCAUUACAACAAUAAUUAACCUAAAACUGUACAAGUAUUAAAAAUCUACAAUAUAAACAUUACACCAUUUAUUUAUA